Messenger RNA from Lactuca sativa (garden lettuce), 4484 nucleotides. RefSeq names its product disease resistance protein RUN1. Gene Ontology annotation, molecular function: ADP binding; protein binding. Lineage: Eukaryota; Viridiplantae; Streptophyta; Magnoliopsida; Asterales; Asteraceae. Gene Ontology annotation, biological process: defense response; signal transduction. The record is from RefSeq and is a predicted model, not a curated record.
UGAUAAUGCUAAAAAUGAAACUAGUGCACCUUAUCCAUAAAAAGUGACAUCCACACUCCCGAUUUUUGUAGUUUUAUACUUAUUAAAGUACUUGAUCGAAAUCUGUGGACAGGAAUAAAGAUUCAAGCAUUAUCUUUUUACAUAUUCGGGUCUGAAAAAAAUAGUUAUUAUAAUUAGAAGAAAAGUCCACAAUGUAUGACUCUUUUGUUUACAAGAAAAGUCAACAAAGAUAUGACUUUUAUCAAAAGUAGUUGACUUUGGAUUCCUAUAUAUAAGCGACUACUUACUUAACGUGAUUGUAGUCUCGUCUCAAGUUGCUCAUCCCUUCCCAUCACCCAUAAUGGUUGUUCUUUCUGAAUAUAUCGAACUAUCAUCUUCUUCAUCUUCUAAAGAUCAUAAAUAUGAUGUAUUCUUAAGUUUUCGGGGUGUUGAUACUCGAUAUGGUUUCACUGAUCAUCUCCAUAAGGCCCUCCUUGAUGCCAAUAUCUCCACCUUUUUAGAUGAUGAAGAGAUUGAAACCGGAGGAGAUCUGAAACCGGAAUUGGAGAGUGCAGUUAAAGCAUCUAGGGCUUCUAUUAUUGUGUUGUCCCAGAAUUAUGCUAAUUCUUCAUGGUGCCUUGAUGAAUUGGUGCUCAUCCUUGAGCAACGAAUGACAUCCAACCAAAUUGUUAUCCCUAUCUUCUAUCAUGUGGAGCCCACCCAUAUUAGAAAACAAGAAAGUACCUUUGGACUUUCAAUGGCUGAACACAAAGUGAAGAUGGAGGCAGAGAUAAAUGAAAAUAAAAGAAGUCAUUUGGCUCAAAAGAUUGACCGAUGGAUUAAAGCACUUACUGAAGUUUCUAAUUUAAAAGGGGAGAAUGCAAAUGGCAGGCCAGAGACUGAGUUCAUUGAAGAAAUUGUUAAAGACAUCUACCGUAGAUUAUGUAUAUCCUCAAGGAUUCCUUUGCAACAACUUUUUGGGAUGGACACUUCCAUCAAAUUUGUCACUUCAUGGUUGAAAGAUGCAUCCUUACAUACGACAUACGUUCUCACUAUUUUGGGUAUGGGUGGGAUCGGGAAGACGUCUUUAGCCAAAUAUGUUUAUGCAUUACAUUCUCAUGAAUUCGACACAAGUAGCUUUAUUGAAGAUAUCAGUAGGAGGUGUGGUGAAAAAUUUAAUGGAUUGCUUGAUUUACAAAAACAACUCUGUGAUGGCAUUUCAAAGAAAAGUUCGAUUCAAGUUCAUGAUGUUCCUAUAUACACCUUAAAGAUAGAGAAUGCAGUCGCUCGUAAAAAGGUCUUUAUAGUACUUGAUGAUAUUGAUAGUCUCGACCAGUUGGACGCAUUACUUGGAAGCAAACCUUUUCAUCCAGGAAGCAAAAUCAUAAUAACAACCAAAGACGCUUGGGUAACAGAGAGUUGUGCACUAUUCAAAACAGUUGGUAAGCCCAUGCAUGCAAAGCACUUGCUUGAAGGCUUAUGUGAGAAUGAAUCACAAAAUCUUUUGUGUUUUCAUGCAUUCAUGUGCAACGAUCCCAAGGUUGGUUAUGAAGAGGUAUUAGAAAAGCUUGUGAAGUAUUGUGAAGGACAUCCGUUGGCUCUUGAAGUUUUGGGUAAGUUACUACAUAAUCGAGAUGUAGCUUAUUGGGAAGGGUGCAUAGAAGGGCUAAAGAAAGAAAUCAGUUCUCGUAUAAGAAAUGUAUUGAGAAUGAGCUUUGACUCUUUGCCAUCCAAAAAUGAUCAGGAUUUGUUUAAGCAUAUUGCAUGUUUUUUUGUUGGGAUGGAUAGAGAUAUUACUGAAACAAUAUUAACGGCAUGUCGUAUGAACACAAGAUCUGGGAUCCCGAAUCUCAUUGAUAGAUGCCUUCUUAGUAUCGGAUGGAAUAAUGAAUUCAAGAUGCAUCAGUUGCUUCAAGAGACAGGAAGAUUCAUAGUACAUCAAGAAUCGCCUAACAAGCCAUGGAAGCGAAGUCGAUUGUGGUGUCAUGAGGAGUCAUUCAAAGUGUUGAAACAAAAAAAGGAUAAGGGAAAUCUUCUAGGCCUUGCACUUGACAUGAGAAUGCUUGAGAAAGAGACGUUGCGUGCAUCGUUUGUGCUGAAAACAGAUGCAUUGAGUAACAUGGAUAACUUGAGGCUACUCCAACUCAAUUAUCUGAAUAUCAGUGGGUCUUACGAGAAUUUUCCAGAAGAACUGAGAUGGUUGUGCAUGCAUGGGUUCCCUUUAAAUUCUUUGCCUUUAGACUACCCGAUGGAAAAUCUGGUUGUUCUCGACAUGUCAUAUAGCAAUAUUGAAUCAUUUGGCAUUUAUGAUAGUAAUCCACAAAGAGCCGAGAAGAGGCAAAAGCAGUUGACUGAAUCAUGCUUAAAAGACAAAAGGUUGCUUGGAUCAUUAAAGAUUCUUAAUUUAAGUUUUUGUGAAGAGCUUCGUAGUUUGGGAGGCUUUGAGGAACUCCCGGCACUUGAGAGGUUAAUAGUUACAAAUUGCAUUGGUUUGCUUGUGGUUUGUGAAUCAAUCGAAGCAUGUGUUGAACUCUUCCUCAUUGAUCUCAGCUACUGCAACAACCUUGAAAAACUUCCAAAAACGAUAAAUAUGCUAAAGAAGGUUACAACAGUAUUGCUAGAGGGUUGUAAUCUCGGUGAAUCUCAAAUGGAGAUUAUGGAUAUGGAUUCACGAGAAAUAGUCAAGGCUAAAUCCUCUUCCUCCUCCGUUGUGGAAGCUAUACCAAGUGAUUUGAAGUUCUUUGCGGUUUCUCUACCGAGCUCUUUAGUAAGGUUGUCACUUGCAAAUAAUAAUUUUUCCACUGAAUCCUUUCCCCUGGACUUCAGUUGGCUAUUUAUGUUGAAGGAUUUAAAUUUAGAUGGCAAUCCUAUAGUUUCCCUUCCUAAUUGUGUGAGAAGUCUUCCUAUACUUGAGAUGCUUAGUAUGAGUGAGUGCAAAUUGUUAACAUCAGUGGAGCAUCCUCCAUAUACAAUAAAAGAGUUGGACCUCGGUUUUAGCUCUAAAACUUUGCUAAGAAAAGUUGUUUUUGAUUUAAAAAUGUUACCACUCAAGUUGUCGAUGCUUUCAGAUCAUUUAGCACUUUCGUCAAUUGAAAUUCAAGGCAUGGUUAAAAUCCAACCAAUGGUUGGUGUUGAAGAAAAGGUAUUAUGUAGUUUGGGCUGGACUAAUCUAGAUUUCCUUAACAUAAUGCGUGUAGGAACUUAUUUUCGGGGUAGAGGAUCAGAGGAAUCUGAAAUCCAGAUGUAUUAUGAAUUUGGAAUAUUCAGCACCAUUUAUGGGGGAAAAGAGAUGCCGAAUUGGAUUAGUUGUAGAAGCAAGGGGCCAUCACUGUCAUUUACUAUCCCAUCAUCUCCUAACAAUCUUAGAGGAUUGAACUUCUGCUACGUGUACACGUUUCCAUUUCCAUAUGACCAGUUCAUACUUUUGCCAAUGAUCACAAUUAGUAAUCUAACGAAGAACUGCACCUGGAUAUACAAUCAUUAUGUUUACAGAGUCAAUGUAGGUGAAGGGUGUGUGAUAUUGUUAAGCCACUGGAUGUUUGGGAUGAAUGAAAUGGAAGGUGGAGAUCAGGUUACUAUUACUACUGUAACAGAAGAAGUAGAACAACUUACAGAGGAGUGUGGGGUGAGUUUUGUGUUUGAUGAUGGAAAUAAGGAUGAAGAAGAAGAAGAAGAUGUGUUGGGUUAUUAUAAGUCAUGGAAUCACAUCAUUGGUGGAGAUCUCUCUUCUUUUCAAGCAACAACAGGAGAAUACUACCUAAGCAGCAGGCGACAUCUGUGGCAUGGUGGCACUGGAAUGGUUCCAUUUUAUCGUGAUGUUGUAAAAAAAGACAGCCCCAGAUAUAAAGAAAAGAAAGGUUGCUUUAGAGCUUUAUCCCAAAGAUAGUCCGACAUAUGUGAUCACACAUGUGAGGAACCUGCAAAAAGUUUGGAAGAGCCAAAAGCUGAAUUGGUCAUGGUCAUGGUCAUGGUCAAGAAACAUAUGGUUGCUUGGAUCGUUGAAGAUUUUAAUCUCAACUGUUCUGAAGCUGAUAAUCAUAUUGUUGAAAAGGAGGUGUGGGAUCACCACAUCUAUCCAACCCAGAAAUAGAUGGGAUGAUCAAGUUCUGAAAGAGGUAUUGGUGGAGAAUUAUGGAGUUUGAAAAAAAUCAAGAGGUGUAAGAUGAUGAAAAAAUGGGAGAAGAUGCCUUGAGUUAAUUACAAAUCAUGGAAGUCACUAGUGGAGAUGUCUCUGGUUUAAAGCUAAUAAUAUAAUAAAAUGCUCCCUAUACAGCGAUUUCUUUUGGGAAGAUAACAUCUUCAAUCUAAAUGACAAAGAUGCUCGCUAUAAAGUUAUAUGCCUCUUUCGAUAAAUAUUUUAUAUGAUGCUUUUUGUACCCAACAGAUAUCAUCACAACCAAUUUGCAGUUUAAGAGUAACUAAACUGAUAUGCUAAAAUCCCCACACACUGCAUCCAUAACUUGUUGUGAUAGUGUUAUUAUGAUAAAUAAUUCAUGUUUUGAUUA